UAUGACAGUGUAGUGACCAAUGGUGUCUCCAAAGACACACACUAUUCUUCACACCAGUCUGAGGCUGCAUCUUCAUCCCCAGUUGGGGACAGCAGUGGCAGUGAAUUAGUCGGUGGGCUUGUGGUGCCACCUAGCCCCGUUGAACUACAGGGCCAAGAUGACAGUGAUGAGAUCAUCGUGACAAUAAACCGGUCUAAAACCAAUGGUGUGGAAUCUGAAAAUUCUAUACAACUGGACAGCAGUCCUGAAGCUCAGUCACAGUUGGAUCAAAUGUGGCAGCAGCUUGAGGCGGCGAUGGUGCAAAGCCAGGACCAGGUCCGUGGACAGCUCCAAGAAUUUGGAAUCGGGGAAGGGGAAGAAGAUUCAGAGUCAGAAGAGGGUCAGAUGUGGAGAAUUGUUCAAGGGGAUUCUCCUUAUACUAUACAACUAGUAUGAUCCUGGAGAAAAGGCACUUCAUAGAUUGUGGAAGAAAAAUUGGAUAUACUACAUACAUCACAUUGAUUCAAAGAUAACAAAGGCCCAUAGUCCUUAAAGGGCUGAUUUCUAUGCUCAAAUAGCAACUAUACAAUUUCAGAGUUUUUAUUUCGGGAAGUAUAACGAAUUAGAUAUGCUUGGCUGUAAUGUAAAGGUUUAAAAAAUGUAUAACCCUUCUAUGUGUAAAGUGUUGUGAAAGCCUUGAAUUGCAUAACUGUUAAUUACUUUUCAUUGUUAAAUCAAAAUAUUGGAUUUGUUAUUUAUACCUUAUUUAUUAUAAUUAACUUUUAAACAUUGAGAGUCAGCUGGUCUGAAAAAAAUGUCAUCUUUUAAUUGGAAAAAAAUAUCACUAUUCAGAAUUUAUUAGCAUUUUAUUCAUUUCAAUUUAACAGUAUUUGCAUGUAUGUUCACCGGACUCUCUCUCCGAUACUGGUAAAAUGAUGGGAAACAGUUUAAAUUGCAACUCAAGGGACACAACUCUUUGGACAAGCUUUUAUUUUGAUGUGAUCGAAAUAAGUCCAUGAAAAAUCAUAAUAACCAUAGAAGCCGAUUAUUUUUUAUUUAGGAUGUUUGGAAGGUUAAAAAUCUCGAGGAUAAAUCAUGAACCCUUUAUCAAUAUGCAUCAUAAUUGAUUAAUGGCUCCUGAGCGUGAAUAUUUCAUUGUCAAAGAAGAGCUCCAAAAACAGCACAUUAUAAAAGACCUGCUGUUUAGGAUAUGUUGGAGAUGCUAGACACUCAAUCUCUUUCCUCUGAUGUUUGCCUUGGUUUGUAUGUUUUCAAGGGAAAUGUCGCCAGGGGAUAAAGAGCAUUGCCAUUCUACAUCAAAGGGGAGUAAUCCAUCAUAGGUAAAUCAUUUUAAGUAAAUUGGACUUAAUUUAUGGAAGGAAAGAGGGUUAGGUAUGAGCCUUGUUAUUUUGUGUAAAGCUCUGAAUUUGUAAAAAAAAAAUUCAACCAAGCAAUGCUGGAGAUGAGUAAAAAUCUGUAUGUAUUAUAUUAGUGGUCCAAUGUAAUCGUACCAUUGUGUAUUUCUAUAUUUAUCACAGUGAAAGUGAAGGAAGAAUGGCUUGGAGCUGUUUGAUAGAAGUCUUAGGCUUCUUUGCAGGUGUUCGUACCAUAACAGCUGCCACAUUAGAUCUGCUGUUCAAGUGUAAAACAAUUGUGAUAAUGCUUUAGUGAAAUGUGAAAAGCUUGUCCAGCAAUAGUUGUAGUUCUUGUGUUUAAAUGCUCUGAAUGUGCAAGUGAAAAAGUGAUGUUGAAUGCAUUCUACAUAAUUGAACAAAUUUGAAUAGGUACCUUGCAUCAUAUGCAUAUGUUAGAUAUACAAGUUACUAUUAUUAAUUUUAUUAUUAAAAUGUAUUUAUAAUAAUUAUUCUGUGUAUAUUGCAUUUAUAGAUUUAUUAAAUACCUUGAAUCAAUUAAUGCAUGAGUUUGUAUAUUGAAGCUGCAGUGAAGUCAGCCCACAUGUUAUAUAUGGUUAUGUACAUUGUGUAGUUACUGUUGGACAUGAUAAGUCAUUUUGCAGGCAUUAACAUUACCGUGAUUAAUCAUUCAUCUAGUCCAACUCUUUGCCCAAUUUGUGCCAGUGACACGCACAUGGUUAAAACAUUUGAAGUUCAGUAUUAAUUUACAGGACUUCAUUGUUCUCUGUUGAUUAAAGAUGAAUCAAUAAAUUUUUUUAUGUAAUUGUCAGUGCUUGCUUAUUUUAAUAUACAAUAAUAUCGUAUUCUCAGAUUUUUUUUUUUUCUUUACAUUUUGUUUAUACCCGUGGAGGAUACAAACAAGUGUUGUGACCUAACAGGAAGAGAAGACCGUCUUUUACACUUUUGCACUGCAUAUUUUUGUUGUUAUCAAAUUAUUGUUAUUCAAACAAAUAUAUUUGUUCUUCAAUUUUGCCUAUGCCAGUUUUUUUUCAAAGGCAUGAUGUCGUGGUUUAAGAUAUAAGUUUGGCCUGAAAGUAAAGUAUGAAUACAGAGUUGUGUACUGGAAAUGUGAUAGAUGAUUUGUAAAUAGCUUUGUUGUAAAAAGCUACACAUGUGAUAUGCUAAAUGAAAUCUUCAUUCCAUUGUCACGCUUUACCUGUCCAAUAAAAUACCCAACAAAUAUAAAACAAAAAAAAUAUUUCAACGUAAGAAAUCUUACUGUGUAUCUUCAAUGUUGAAUAAAGUUCAGACUUUGCUGAGGAAUUUAACCAUAAACUAUAGUUGUUUCUAUUCAAAUGUUUUUUUGAUAAUGUCUUCAUUACCUCAAAGAUUUUGUGUUUGAAAUGAUUUAAAAACAAACACUUUUUUUUUUAUUUAAUAAUUUUUUUUAUGUCCUCAAAGCAUUCAUUUUGAGAGACUUAAAUUCACUAUAUUACAAUUUAGUAUCAACCUUCAAGUUUAAUCAUCUCAUUUGAAGCCAAAUUCAAAAUUCUAUCAUUUUUCAUACCUCACCUCAAAUUAUUAUGUAAAUAAGUAAUUUCAAUAGGUGACAGAAAAAUGAUUGAUCAUAAAUUACAUGCAUCUAGCAGUGUUCAAGUUGUAUAUGGUUUUAAGUUCCUCACCAUUAUUUACUACAUCUUUGUGAAUGAUCUGAAGUAAACAAGCAACUUGUGGUGACAUAUUAGAAUUCAGUAGAAAGUGAUAAAAAUCAAUGAGUGAUGUAUUUUCAACAAUUUCAUAUGUUGAAGAAUACUUGUCUUUCAUGGAAUAUUUUGUUGUGAUCUAAGCUAUGUUUAAGAUGCUGGUGCUUUAUUUUCAGUAGAGUUAUCUACCUUUCUUAGUCUGGAAAAUGAAGAUAAGCAUAUCACUCACUUAUCGUUAACGUGAAGUUUCACUUAAAUGUUAAACCAACAUUUGUCAGUGAUUAAGUCUUUGAAAAGUAGUACCCAAAGAUGAUAAAAUUACCACCAAAAAUGAGAUAUAUCACAUAGAAAUGAAACUGAGAAUUCAUUCAUCCAAAUUUUAUGUCAAUCAUUUUUUGUGUAGGUGAAACUUACAUUGCAUUAUACUGUUAACGAAAAAAAAACCCAACCUAAUAUGUAAUUCACCUAUGUGUUUCACUCUGUCAUGAAAUAUCGGUUUCUUAUACAUUUAUUUACAGUGUGAAGGUAACUGGCCGUUAUUAGUGGUGGCUAUAUUUGACUUAACCAGAGUCCCCAUGGAUUGGUAAGCAUUACAUGGGGGAAGGUUCUUGAGUAUCCUGCAGAGCGUCAGUUGUCCAAAUGUUUUAAUACUAUUGAUGAUACCAAUAUGAAAUAAAAAUAUUGAAAACAUGAGAAA
This is a messenger RNA of Ylistrum balloti, 3734 nucleotides long. RefSeq lists its product as uncharacterized. The record is from RefSeq and is a predicted model, not a curated record. Lineage: Eukaryota; Metazoa; Mollusca; Bivalvia; Pectinida; Pectinidae. The annotation marks the transcript as partial. The transcript has a single exon.